This is a messenger RNA of Eimeria tenella, 163 nucleotides long. RefSeq lists its product as uncharacterized. Lineage: Eukaryota; Apicomplexa; Conoidasida; Eucoccidiorida; Eimeriidae. The record is from RefSeq and is a predicted model, not a curated record. The transcript has a single exon. The annotation marks the transcript as partial.
AUGAAGUCUGCUGGGGCCUGCCCGCAUAACUGGGGGAAGUGCUCCGUCCUUUGCGAACCCGCAGCCCCCCGAGGGGCCCGCACGGAGGUGUGGGCCUCGCGGGAGAUGAUGCGGGGCGGACCGCCCGAGGCUGGGAACAGAGCAGGGAAAAGCCCCCACUGUG